Messenger RNA from Notechis scutatus (mainland tiger snake), 10883 nucleotides. Lineage: Eukaryota; Metazoa; Chordata; Lepidosauria; Squamata; Elapidae. The record is from RefSeq and is a predicted model, not a curated record.
UUAUGCUGCUGUAAUUUUGAAUGCUGAAGUAGCUGCUCUAGAGGAAGUGUUUUAAUUUCCACAGAGUGGAUGAAAGAUAAUCCUGACACCCUCCAAAAAAUAGUUACUGACUUGUAGAGGUCAGCUUUUUUAAAAGAAGAUAAAUCAGAUGGAACUGAAUUGAAAUCCAAGAUGAAACUUUUUCAGGGGGCUUAUUAAAUAAAGUAAUUAAGGGGCAAUAGUGAAUUGUUUGAAAUCAGCUACCUGGGAAUCCUGAACAACCCUGUUACCAACCUCAAAGUCUUUGCAAGGCAUCAAGUUGUGGAAAAUAUGGGUUGUCGGAAUAAAUUUUCUUGUGUUUUUAACACCAUCCUCGGCCCCCUAAACCCACUAGGUCCCAAGCACCCGAUGGACAUUUAAUCAAAGGCAAAUUCCACGAAGUUCACUUGAGUUGAGAGAAACGCGGACCAUACAGGAUCGCGGCCCUAGACGAAGCCUUAAUCUGAUCUGAUCUGCAGCCAGUAACGAGUGACGCGUUUCCUCAGUCCUCGCCUCACUUGCGACCGACGGGUGCUCCCCGCUAACGACGCAAGCGCCGGGUUAGAGCUGCAGGUGUUUUUCUCUGCCGAGGUCGUUCCCGGGAUCACCGCGCCGCCCUCGCCUCCUUAGGACCCACGUAGUUCGGUCUCCUCUCCCUGGGCGGCCCUUUCCCUCGCGAUUCCGCGAAAGUGGCAGCGGAGCAGCAGGAGGUGUCUCUGCCGCCUCCUCCUCCUCCUCCCCUUUGCUUUCUUUUCGGUGCCCUCCGAGCUAAUCGGAGCACAAAGGGGCACAGGAGGGGCGGAGGCAGGCCGUCCCUCUUGGAUCACCGAUCCCGCGGACGGCGUAAACAAAUCCAGCGAAGGGGCGCGAAGAUGGCGAGGACCCGGGUGGCGGCAGUUCUCUUGAUUUCUCGAACGCCGCCAGGCGCAGCGUUGGCAGGGAUCGUCUUGGCACUCUGGUCCUGCUGCCAUCCCGCGGGCUCCCUCUCGGCUUCUUCCCUGGGCGCCGGGGAACGGGCGCUUAGUCUCCACCCGCCUUACUUCAAUCUGGCGGAGACAACCCGCAUUUGGGCAACUGCCACCUGCGGGCAGGACGAGAGCGGGAGGCCCCGCCUAGAGCUCUUCUGCAAGCUGGUGGGGGGACCCGCGGCUUCCCCCGCCGGGCAAACCAUCCAGGGCCAGUUUUGUGACUAUUGCAAUGCUGCUGAUCCUAAUAAGGCUCAUCCAAUAGACUAUGCUAUAGAUGGAACAGAGCGUUGGUGGCAAAGUCCUUCUCUUUCCUUGGGUUUGAAGUAUGAUGAAAUAAACGUUACUUUGGAUCUAGGACAGUUGUUCCAUGUGGCCUAUGUCCUCAUCAAAUUUGCAAAUUCUCCUCGUCCAGAUUUGUGGGUAUUAGAGAGAUCAAUAGACUUUGGAAGAACAUAUACACCAUGGCAAUAUUUUGCCUAUUCUAAGGCAGACUGUUGGGAGCAUUUCAGAAAGGAAGCUAAUAGUCCUCUCAGAAAGGAUAAUGAUGUCAUUUGCACAACAGAAUAUUCUCGGAUAGUGCCUUUAGAAAAUGGAGAGAUUGUGAUAUCCUUGGUAAAUGGCCGUCCAGGAGCAAAUACUUUCAGCCAUUCUCCCAUACUUAGAGAGUUUACUAAAGCCACAAAUAUUCGUUUACAUUUCCUCAGAACCAACACUCUUCUUGGACACUUGAUCUCGAAAGCUCAGCGGGAUCCAACUGUGACACGCAGAUACUACUACAGUUUAAAAGACAUCAGCAUUGGUGGACAGUGUGUUUGUCAUGGACAUGCUGAUGUGUGUGCUGGAAAAACUGACCCAAAUUCCUACAGGUACCAAUGUGAAUGUCAACACAAUACUUGUGGGGAAACCUGUGAUCGUUGCUGUCCAGGGUAUAAUCAGAAAAGUUGGCAACCUGCAACAGCCAGCAGCACAAAUGUCUGUGAACCCUGCAACUGUCAUGGCCAUGCCCUUGACUGCUAUUAUGAUCAUGAUGUUGAACGACGUAAAGAAAGCCUAAAUCUUCAUGGACAGUAUCAAGGGGGAGGAGUCUGCAUUGACUGUCAGCAUAAUACAGCUGGUAUAAAUUGUGAGAAAUGUUUAAAGGGAUACUAUCGUCCAUAUGGUGUUCCAAUCACAGCAGUGCAUGGAUGUAUACCCUGCUGGUGUAGCCCUGAACAUUCCAAUGGCUGUGAAGAAGGAUCAGGUCGCUGUUAUUGUCAGCUAAACUAUCAGGGUGAAACCUGUGAUCGGUGUGCUGAUGGAUACCAUAGUUUUCCCUUCUGUUACCGAAUUCCUAUCUCCCCAGCUACAACUCAGAACCCAGCAGUCCCUUCACCUGGUCAUAUUGAUGGCAGUCGUUGCAGACCAGGAGAUUUUGGAACACACUGUCAGCCUUGUCAGUGUUCAACGUAUGGGUCCUACCAAGACACAUGCCAUCCGACCUCAGGCCAAUGUGAUUGUCGACAUGGUUUCAUAGGCAAACAGUGUGACCGAUGUGUCUCAAAAAGUAGUACUUUUCCUCAUUGCCAAGGGGUCAUCGAUGAAUGUGAUCCUGCUGGAACCAGAGAUUCUUAUUCUGGCUAUUGCCAGUGCCUACAAAAUGUAGAGGGCCCAACCUGUAGCAUCUGUAAGCCACUUUACUGGAACCUGGACAGUGCUAAUCCUUAUGGAUGUAUAGACUGCCAUUGUAAUGUAGCUGGAGUACUAAGUGGUAUUAGAGAAUGUCAGCAGCUGGCUGGUGAAUGUUACUGCAAACCUAAUGUUUGUGGAGGUCCUUGUGAUACUUGUGAAGCUGGUUAUCAUGGCCUGGAAACCAAAAAUUAUUUUGGAUGUCAAGGAUGCAAAUGUGAUGUGGGAGGGUCUGUAAGUCACGUCUGCAAUGACCUGACAGGUGACUGCCAGUGCAGAAGUCAUAUAAUUGGGAAAACUUGUACAGAGCCUGAAAAGAAUUAUUACUUACCCGAUUUACAUCACAUGAAGUUUGAAAUUGAGGAUGGUACAUCUCCUAAUGGAAGAGGAGUCCGGUUUGGUUAUAAUUCUCAAGAAUUUCCUGGCUUCAGUUGGAGAGGUUAUGUGCAGAUGUCUUCAAUACAGAAUGAAGUCAGGAUAACUUUGAGUGUGAAGAAACCAAAACCCUAUUUAUUUCAUGUUAUCUUGAGGUAUAUAAAUCCUGGAACUGCAAUAAUAUCUGGCCACAUAACAGCUUAUCAAUCUCGGACCUUAAAAGGGACUGAUCAGAGCAAAGACAUCUUCUUCCCACUCAGUAGAGAGCCAGCUUUUGUAACUGUUCCAGGAAAAGGUUUUGCAGAUUCAUUUUUAUUGGGACCUGGAACUUGGAUGUUUAAAAUCAUGGCAGAGGGUGUACUUCUGGAUUACCUAGUGCUCUUACCGAGUGACUACUAUGAAGCAUCCAUCUUGCAAUUUCCAGUUGUACAUCCUUGCACAUAUUCAGGAUAUAUCAAAACAGAUAACUGUUUGCAGUAUGAAUACUUGUCAGUGGACAAAUAUCGCUGUGUUUUUGGUACAGAGAUAACAUUUUUCUUGCAUAGGGGAGAAUACAGAAAAACAACUUUCCAACAGCCAACAGUCAAACAUCCAGUGAUGUCUCAUAUUAGUGGUCAGGAGGUGAAUCUUCAGAUCAAACUGAAAGUUCCACAAGUUGGCCGUUAUGUAAUCCUCUUUGAGUAUGUCACAGUUUAUGACCUAAUGUAUGUCAGUAAUGUAAAGACUGAGAGUCUUGGACAAGUGAUGGAGGCUAAAAUUAAUAUAUACAGCUGCAAAUAUAGCUUCCUGUGUCGCAGUGUUGUGAUUGAUGAGAUGGCUCGUAUUGCAGUUUUUGACCUUUUGGCUGAUACAACAUUACAUCUCAGAUCAUCAGCUUUAGAUUUUCUAUUGCAUAAAAUUUGCAUUAUUCCAAUUGAGGAUUUUUCUCUGGACUAUGCGGAACCUCAAGUUUAUUGCAUUGCAACAUACAUCCAUGGUUCAAGUGCCUCCUGCAUACCAUUGCAAUAUGAAAAGCCCCUUGAAGCUGUAGUUUUGGAUGCUCGCAGGGACAGCAAAGUUGUAGAAGGGUCAAGAUAUGUGGUCUCCCCGGAUUCUUUGAGUUCUCCUUUAUCAUCUCUUCACUCAGCUAAUGGUGUGAUUCUGUCUUCCUCACGGAACCAAAUUAUCCUGAAUGGGAGAGUCCCACAUAUAGGCCGAUAUGUGUUUAUCAUACAUUUUUACCAGCCAGAAAAUCCAACAUUUUCAGUGCAAAUAUUAGUGGAUGGAGGACAACUUUGGUCAGGUUCUUACAAUGCUUCAUUUUGUCCACAUAUUUCCGGAUGUCGAAGUCUGCUAAUGUCUGAAAAUCAUAUUGAAUUUGAUAUCCUUAAACAUGACAUCUCAAUCACUAUGAAAAUUCCCAAUGAAAGAACAAUGGUAUUGGAGUAUAUCCUGGUUGUUCCAGCACAUAGCUACAACUACACACUUCUUCAUAAAGACAGUGUGAUUCGUUCAACAGAUUUCAUCAGUCAGUGUGGUGGAAACAGUUUUCACAUUGUUCCUGGCAAUUCCUCAGAAUUUUGUCGAAAUUCAGCUCGAUCACUGGUGGCUGCUUUUAAUGACGGGGCACUGCCAUGCAAUUGUCACAGAAAGGGUGCCACCAGCGCUGCUUGCAACCCUGAUGGGGGACAGUGUAACUGCAGAGCACACAUCAUCGGUCGCCAGUGCACCAGGUGUCAGACAGGUUACUAUGGAUUUCCAUUCUGCAAACCUUGCAGCUGUGGAAGGAGUCUUUGUGAUGAUAUCACUGGGAAAUGUAUUUGUCCCCCACAAACUGUUAAGCCUAGAUGUGAAGCGUGUGUGAGGUUGCACUUUGGAUAUCAUCCACUUACUGGCUGUGAAAAGUGCAAUUGUUCAAGCAAAGGAGUUACCAGUGCUAUGAAUCCUGAAUGUAAUAAAAUUGAUGGACAGUGCAGAUGUCGAUCAGGAAUAGCAGGGCGGCAGUGUGAUCAUUGUGCUCCUGGUUCUUAUGGUUUUCCCAACUGUAAACUUUGUAAAUGUAACAGAGGAGGGACAGAACGGGACAUCUGCAAUCCACAAACAGGAGUUUGCCUCUGUAAGGAGAAUGUUGAAGGGGUGCAAUGUGACAUGUGCCGUUCAGGAUCGUUUUAUCUGGACCCUGCUAAUCCCAAAGGUUGUACUACUUGCUUUUGCUUUGGAGCCACCAAUAUUUGCCACAGUGCAAAUAAACAUAGAGUCAAGUUCACCGACAUGAGAAACUGGCAUCUGGAAGCAGUGGGUAAUGCCAUGAGUAUUCCUACAACUUUCAAUCCUAUUAGCAAUAGUGUUGUUGCUGAUGUCCAAGAAUUACCUCCCUUUCUGCACAAUUUAUAUUGGGUGGCACCAUCAUCUUACUUGGGGAAUAAGCUUUCUUCAUAUGGAGGAUAUUUAAGUUAUCAGUUGAAAUCUUUUGGUUUACCUAGUGAAGGCAUGGCUCUUCUGGAAAAAAGACCAGAUGUACAGAUAAUUGGACGGGAGAUGAAAAUAACCUAUAUAGAUCCCAAUAAUCCUUUGCCAGACAAACUGUAUUAUGGAUCAGUUCAAUUAGUUGAGGAGAACUUCAGGCACACCAGCAGCAAUAACUUAGUAUCUCGAGAGGAGCUGAUGAUGGUCCUGUCUAGACUAGACGGAUUACAAAUCAGAGGUCUUUACUUCACAGAAACUCAGCGGUUAACCCUGGGCAAUGUUGGUCUGGAAGAAGCCACGAACACAGGAAAUGGUGAUAUCGCUUAUGCUGUAGAGGCGUGUUCCUGCCCUCCUGAAUAUAUGGGUGAUUCAUGUCAGGAAUGCAGUCCAGGAUUGUAUCGUGAGAGUGUGGGUCAAUUUAUGGGAAAGUGUGUUCCGUGCAAUUGUAAUGGAAAUUCAGAUAGAUGCCUGGAUGGUUCUGGAAUUUGUAUUAACUGUCAACAUAAUACUGCUGGAGAAAAGUGUGAGCGUUGUAAAGAAGGAUAUUUUCGAGAUGCCAGUCAAGGACUUUGUAAGGAAUGUCACUGCCCUUACACAAACAGUUUUGCUUCCGGCUGUCUGGAAGUUAAUGGAGAAAUUCAAUGUUUUUGCAAAGAAGGCUAUUCUGGAAAGCAUUGUGAAAGCUGUGCUCCUGGUUAUUUUGGAAAUCCACUGAAAUACAGAUCCUGUCAAAAAUGUAAUUGCCUGGAGAAUGGCCAGCUCACAAAAUGUGAUCGCUUGACUGGGGAAUGCAUAAGCCAAGAACCAAAAGAUAUAGAUCCAAAUGAAGACUGUAAUUCUUGUGAGAGUUGUGUAAUCACAUUGUUGGAAGAUUUGAGUACAAUGGGAAGUGAGCUCCGAGUGAUUGAAUUUCAAAUGCAAAGUAUCAACACUAGUGCCCAACUGCUGGGCCAGAUGAAACACCUGGAAGUCCGUAGCAAGCAACUAGAGAGUCUAUUGGAUCACUCUAGUUCUGUUGUUAAAACUCAGCGUUCAAAGGUAGAUGAACUGGAGACAGGUUUGUCUCACCUUAAUCAAAAUAUGAAUGCUCUGAAAGAAAAGGCUGAAGGUAAUCACAAGAAAGCACAGACUCUUUUAAAUAAUUUUAGUAAAACUAAUCAAAGAGGAAGAGCUUUAAUUUCAAAGAUCCAAUCUAUUCUCAUCCAUAUUAAUGUUCUCUUGGGACAGAUAGACGGCACUUCUACAGAAGGAAACUCUUUGCCCAUAAAACACUCUGCAAAAGAGCUGGUGCAAGCUCAGCAAAUGAUCAAUGAAAUGAGAAACCGCAAUUUUGGCCAACAGUUAUCAGAAGCAGAAAAGGAGAAAGGAAAAGCCCAACACUUGCUAGAUCGAAUAAGGAAUGAACUAGAAAAGCGUAAAGCAAACAACCAAGGGCUCAUUAAAAGUGUGAGAGAUUCACUAAAUGAAUAUGAAUCCAAGCUCAAUGAUCUUCAUGAAUCUUUGAGAGAGGCAAAAGAACAAAUCAAGCUAGCUGAAAAUUUAAAUGGAGAAAAUCAACGUCUUUUGGAAGAUAUUAAGAAACAGACAGAAGAGAUGACUAGACAACAGAGUGCCAUACGGGAUCUUCUGAAUUCUGCUAAAGCAUCAGUGUCUCAAACAAACAAUAUAUUUGAAUUGUUCCAGAAGAGUAAGGAGGAAUAUGAAAGCCUAGCUGCCAAUUUGGAUGAAGCAAAGAAAGAUCUGGAUGAAAAACUGAAGAGCCAGUUCUUAUCGUCCAGUAAGGAACCUUUGGUAGUGAAAGCAGAAAUGUAUGCCGACUCUUUACAAGACCUGGCAAGAAAGUUGGAUGAACUCAAGAAGAAUGCCAGCAAGAAUGAGCUUGUGACCUGUACUGUGGGAGGUGCUACCACUUUUGAGAACAUUUCUGAUAUUAUUAGAGCAGCAGAAGCAGCAGCCAACAAAGCAUUAAGUGCAGCAGAUUCAGCUUCAUCGAUAGUGGAUGAAAAAGAUCUAUCUGGAAUGGCUGAAAGACUGAAAACCAACAGUGGAAAAGUGUUAAACAAAGCGCGAGAAACACAGAAGACAUUGCAAGAUCUCAGUCCAGCACUUGAUGUUAUGAGGAACAAGCUUCAGGAAGCUGAACGGAAAAAAACUGCAAUACAGGGAAAUCUUAGUGAGUUCCAAAAUAACCUCCAGGGAAUAAAGAGAGAUAAGACAGAGAGCUUAAUCACAAUUGCAAAUACCAUGAUUAAAAAUGCCAACAAUAUUACAACAAAUGUACUCAGUGAACUGGACCCCAUUAAAGCUGGAGUUGAGAACAUAAAGAACACCUAUGAAAAUAUACAGAUUACUGAUUUCAACAAGGCUUUGAGAGAAGCAAGCCAUUCAGUAAAUAACUUAACAAGCAUGCUCCCAGAUCUGUUUAACAAGAUUACAAAUAUCAAUCAGCAAGUCAUAUCAACAAGCAAUAUAACUGAGAAUAUAAAUCGCAUCAGGGAACUCAUCCAGAAAGCCAGAGAUGCUGCAAAUAAGGUAGCCAUCCCUAUGAAAUUCAAUGGCAAAUCGGGAGUUGAAGUUCGACUUCCUGAUAUCCUGGAUGAUCUGAAGGGUUAUACUUCCCUUUCUUUCUUUCUACAAAGGCCUGAUAAAAAGGAACACAUGACACAACCACGCAACAUGUUUGUCAUGUAUCUGGGUAACAAAGAUAGUUCCAGCAACUAUAUCGGUAUGGCUAUUCGUGGUGGUCAUCUUAUUUGCGCCUAUAACCUAGGAGGCUCCGAAAAUGAAAUACGAGUGAUGGAAAAAUUGUAUGAGAAAAACACUAGGGACAUAACUUUGGAUCUAGUCUCAUUUAAGAGAAUUUACCAGUAUGCAGAAUUAGAAUACAAGCAUGCUGCAUCCUCAGAUUUGUCAGCCAAAUAUGUACCUCAAGAUUCUAGUAGGAAUAGUAACACUCUUCUUAACUUGGAUCCUGACAAAGUGGUCUUCUAUGUGGGAGGAUAUCCACCAGAAUUUACGCCUCCGAGUGUACUGGACUAUCCACAUUAUGAAGGUUGCGUUGAAUUAGAUAGCUUAAAUGACAGAAUUUUCAGUCUGUACAAUUUCAAGAGGACUUUUAAUCUUAAUACUACUGUGGUGCAACCGUGCAGGAGAUACAGAGAACAAUCUGAUGAAUUUUACUUUGAAGGCAUAGGUUAUGCACAUAUCAAAGUUUCUUCAGACUCAGCAAACAUAAGAUAUGAACAAACCAUUCAAACUACUUCAGAUGUCGGGUUGGUGUUCUUUGCAGAAAAUCAGGACAAGUUUAUUAGUUUACGAAUUGAAAAUGGCAGCCCAAUAUUCACAUACAAAGUUGAUUCACAACCUCCGAGAGAAAUAUUAAAUGGAAGCAUGAACAAUGUAGCAGAAAAUUCGGUUAUUUUACACAUUUCCCCCAAACAAUAUAUUUUGGGAAUUGACAAACUUAGAUUAUAUGCCAUCGUGAAGACAUUUCAUUUUAAUUCAUAUUACUUGGGAGGAAUUCCAACCUCUUUAAGAGAACGGUUUAAUAUAUCCACACCACCAUUUCGUGGGUGCAUGAAGAAUAUUAAAACCUCAUUUGAACGUUCUAUAAGCUUCUCUGACAGUUUUGGUGUCAGCAGAAAAUGCCCGGAUGACUGGAAGCUGAUGAGAACUGCAAACUUUUUCAAGAAUGGAGUUCUUGACUUAAGUGAUCAAGAUUUUCCAUUCCCUGAUAAUUUCCAAGUUGGAUUUGGUUUUCACACAUUGGCAGAUAAUGGAAUGCUAUUAAGUUAUAAUAUACGGCUUGCCGAUUUUACCGUUUUCCUAAGAAAUGGCUAUGUAAUUGUAAGCCUGGCUGAUGAAGAAAUCCAGUCUAGCAAAAAAUGUGAAAUUGGUUCAAUGCAUUACAUAACAGUGAUAAAAGAAGACGAUACGCUGAAGCUAUUAUUUGAUGAUAUGCCUAACUCAAAAACAGUUGUAACUCCUGAAAGAAAUUCAAUGAAUCGACCAAUAAAACUGGGUGGAAACAACUUUGAAGGGUGUAUGUCCAAUAUCUUUAUUGAACGUUCACAGUCACCUGCUCAGGUUCAAAAUUUAACCGAUUCGGUUAGGACAAAUGUGUCUCUAGGGUUUUGUAUGAUUCCAGAACGACAAAAGCCAAUGCUGUUGAAAGAAUUACCAGAUACACCCCAUCCAAAGAUUUCAAAGGUUGGAAAUUAAGUUUUGUUAAAAAAUUAUUUAAUUUUUAUGAAUUCUGUUAUACUGUACAACUGUAUAUAAAAUUUGCUAUUACCUAUUUUUAUCAUGAAAAAUAAUACAGAAAAUAAACAGCAGGACCAUGUAAAAUUAUAAGCAACAAAAAGAAUGCAACAGCAGCAGUAAAAUUCAACCAAAAUUUGGAGGGAAUAAAUCUUCACUUGAUACUGAAAAAUUAUAAGCCUAAAUACCAACUGCAACUGAUAGGGGUACAAUUAGGGCACAUAUAUUCAGAACAGUGUCUGCAGUAUUGUCCCAUAAUUAAUAGCAAAUUAUCAACAUUAAGAUAGCAACUGUUCAUGGGAGAGCAGUUAGAGAUAAUUCAAUAUAAUAGGUAUUCCAUGUCUAUGCACUGAUUUUAGAUGAGAUGGGAAACAUCCUCCACCACUUGUAUCUCAGAGUACAGCCUUUUCUUUUAGAGGGUGUAAAAAUAGCAGUCUGGUUAUAAGCUACAAUUGAAACUGAAGCUCAUUUUUUUGGCCACCUAAUGAGAAGAGAGGACUUGUUGGAAAAAACCCUAAUGUUGGAAAAGAUUGAAGGCAAUAGGAGAAGGGAAUGGCAGAGGAUGAGAUGGUUAGAGUGUCAUCGAUGCAAUGAUCAUGAAUUUGGGCAAACUCUGGGAGAUAGUGGAGGAUAACCAUAUAUGAAAGAUAUAUGAAUAUAUAUUUAUGGUAUUUAAUUAAAAGCAAAUGGUAUAAGAUCCUUAUAGACCCCUCUUUUUUUCUUUAACUAAAAAUGACAUCUCAGUAAUUUUCAUAAACUGAUAGACUGCUGUUUUACAAUGCUGUCAUUUGCAAGUGUCAUCACCUUUAAUAAGAAUCAUUCAGGAUUGUAGCACUAGUCAGUAAGAAUAACUUGUUCAUUGAAUUAUAAUUGUAUCUAUAAUCCAUUUAUAAAACAAUAAGAAUAAAGUAGAAUUAAGUAUGUAAGUUAGUAUAUAUACCCCCAAUUUCUAAACAGUCUUCCAGUGUUAAUAAAAGACUUGUUCAAACAUACAAAAGGAAUUCUUUAAACAUGGUAUAAUCGUUACAGAAUGAAUUUUUUUUUACAUCUUAUAACAAUUAAUUUGCAAUCAUAAAAUCAAACAAUAUCCCUUUCUGUUAUUUUGUUGGUUUCCAAAUUAGUGGAAUAUAAAGUAUACUUUAAAGAACAGAA